Messenger RNA from Pedinophyceae sp. YPF-701, 1425 nucleotides. NCBI's taxonomy places the organism in Eukaryota, Viridiplantae, Chlorophyta, Pedinophyceae. The record is from the annotation of a GenBank genome assembly.
AUGCCGCGCGAGAUCAUCACGCUCCAGGUGGGGCAGUGCGGGAACCAGAUCGGGACGGAGUUCUGGAAGAAGCUGUGCGCGGAGCACGGCAUCAGCAAGGACGGCACCCUCGAGGAAUUUGCCACCUCCCAGGCCGGGGACCGCAAAGACGUCUUCUUCUACCAGGCGGACGACGAGCACUACGUCCCGCGCGCGCUCCUGCUCGACCUCGAGCCCCGCGUGAUCAACGGCAUUCAGACGAGCGACAUCCGCAACCUGUUCAACACGGAGAACAUAUUCCUGUCGGACCACGGGGGGGGUGCGGGGAACAACUGGGUCGACGGGUACGAGCAGGGGCGCGACUGCGCGGAGGACAUCCUCGACAUGGUGGACCGCGAGGCGGACGGGUCGGACUCGCUCGAGGGCUUCGUGCUGUGCCACUCGAUCGCGGGCGGCACCGGGUCGGGCAUGGGGAGUUACCUGCUGGAAGCCCUGUCCGACCGGUACCCGAAGAAGCUGGCGCAGUCGUACUCGGUGUUUCCGAACCAGAACGAGACCUCGGACGUCGUCGUGCAGCCGUACAACUCGCUGCUGACGCUCAAGCGCCUGACGCUGAACUGCGACGCCGUGGUGGUGCUGGACAACACGGCGCUGAACCGGAUCGCCGUCGACCGGCUGCACAUCCAGAACCCGACGUUCGCGCAGACGAACUCGCUCGUGUCGACCGUGAUGGCCGCGUCGACGACCACGCUGCGCUACCCCGGGUACAUGAACAACGACCUCGUGGGGCUGGUGGCGUCCCUGAUCCCGAUCCCGCGGUGCCACUUCCUGAUGACGGGGUACACGCCGCUCACGCUCGACGGCGAGCAGGCCGCGCCCGCGACCGCGACCGUGCGGAAGACUAGCGUGCUCGACGUCAUGCGCCGCCUCCUGCAGCCGAAGAACACCAUGGUCUCCGCGCACGCGCGGAGCAGGGAGCUCGCGACCUCGAAGUACAUUUCUAUUCUCAACAUCAUUCAGGGCGAAGUGGACCCGACGCAGGUGCACAAGUCGCUCCAGCGGAUCCGGGAGCGCCACCUCGCGCCGUUCAUCGAGUGGGGGCCCGCGUCGAUCCAGGUGGCGCUGUCGCGCAAGUCGCCGUACGUGCACACCCCGCACCGCGUGUCGGGCCUCAUGAUGGCCAACCACACCAGCAUCCGCCACCUGUUCCGGCGGAGCCUGAGCCAGUACGACAAGCUCAUCAAGAAGGGCGCGUUCCUCGACCGCUACGCGAGCGUCGAGAGCUGGCAGGGGGACAUCCGGGACGAGUUUGCUGACGCCCGCGAGAUCGUCGAGGGCCUCGCGGAGGAGUACGGCGCGUGCGAGCGCGCAGACUACCUGCAGAGCAGCAUGUACCAGUCCGCGGCUCCCGGGCAGGACCCGAGAGACCCCCGCGGGGGCAUGUGA